AUGAGUUCUGAUAUAAAUAAUGCUUAUGCAAAGGUACAAAAUAAAUAUGCAUGGAGAGAUGGAAAGGCAAUGUGGAAACCUAUAUAUCAAACAAAUGUAAAGGUAGAACCUACAAUUAAAGAUGCAAGUGUAGAAGAAUCUACUUAUCUCAAGCUAAAUUUUACCUCAUUACCAACACAAGGUGAGAAUGGUCCUUCAACUAAUGCAAUAUGCUAAGGUAAUAAAUAUUGAGAUGAUGAGAAGGCCCUUAAAGUUAUUAUGUGACAAGUAUUACAUGGGUGCGCCAAAACAAUAUAGGAGGUGUGUAGAGUAAUACAAAACAGUAAAGAGAGUAUAGCAAAGCUUGCAGAGCACUAUAAUCUUAAUCCGAAGGCUAUUGUAAAAUGGAAAAAACGCUCAUUUGUUAUAGACGCUGCAAUUGGCCCAAAACAUGGAAAAUCAAAGAUGUCAACUCAAGGGGAAGAAGCAAUAAUUGUCACUUUUCGCAAGCAUAUACUUCUUCCUUUGGACAAUUGCCUUUAUUCUUUGCGGGCCAUAAUUCCUUGUUUAACUCGGUCUAGUUUGCAUCAUUGUUUGCAAAGACACGGCAUUAGCAUACUGUCAGAUGUUGAAGGAGAGAUAAAAGCCAAAAAGAAAUUCAAGCUAUGUCCAAUCGGUUAUUUCCAUAUUGAUAUCGCAGAAGUUAUAACAGAAGAAGGGAAGUUACAGCUAAACUUGCUUAUGUUAAACUGCAUAAUAACGCUAUAA
Messenger RNA from Cinara cedri, 747 nucleotides. Lineage: Eukaryota; Metazoa; Arthropoda; Insecta; Hemiptera; Aphididae. The record is from the annotation of a GenBank genome assembly.